Clupea harengus (Atlantic herring) is the source of this 5252-nucleotide messenger RNA. It is a transcript of the gene mamdc4, whose product is annotated as MAM domain containing 4. Gene Ontology annotation, cellular component: membrane. Lineage: Eukaryota; Metazoa; Chordata; Actinopteri; Clupeiformes; Clupeidae. The record is from RefSeq and is a predicted model, not a curated record. Gene Ontology annotation, molecular function: protein binding.
UUGCUAGUUUUGGAACAGAACUCCUUAUUGCUGCUUUAAGAUCGAAAAAAAAUGGCAUUUGCAAACACACUGGACAGCAGUGUACUGGAAAAGUUGUUUAAGGGUUUACAAUGUCAUAUUUUUACCCUGAAGAACUUUGAGAGUGCCAAUCAGACAGCUUUCAAGUGACAACACUUUAUGUGAUGGAAAAGAUUUUGCCUUCUAAUCAGCCAUUUUUGCUUUUGUCAGCCUUGCUAUAGCCUUUUAGCUUUGAUUCAGAGGAACAUGUCAAAGUCUGAGCAAUCUCAACCUUGAUAGCGCUCACCUUAAUAGCGCUCAGAUGGCACUGUAGAGAUUGCUAUCAGAAACGUAAGGGUCUGGCACUUAAAUAUGUAAGGACAGUGCAAAUAUCUGACAGUAAAAAGGCAUAAUUAAUUGCAGAGAUAUACAGUAUAGGUAAGUUAUGCAGAGUUAGGAAACCUCAGAGUUAUCUUUCUGGUUUUAUAAGAGUUGGCAUCCAAACUCGCACAUCACUUUAUGUUUUCCUAAAAUGAACUCUACCCCCAACACCACUGCCCAUCCCCACUUCUUAUGACAUAGUACGUGCCAGGAAUGGCCUGAUGAAAAUAGACUUCGGGCCCAUGUGGGUGUAGAAGAUGGGAUAUUCUUGAGCAACACAUGCCAAUCUCCAAGCCAAGUAAAAUUUCUGUUGGGUCAACACUACCCCACCUUGUUACACACGCGGUGUGUGUGUCUGUGGUUUAUGACUCCUGGCCACAGUCACAACUCUGUGUGUCUGUGUGUGUGUGGAAAUAAAGUACAGCUGUUAUCUCUAAGGAGGAAGGAGUGAGUUCCAUGCGCAGGCAGUGGCUCAGAUGAAGCACAUGUGGCGUUACUGUGGCUCGACUUUCCCUAGUGGCGUAGCUCUUCUGCAAACCAACAGUUUUUUAGGUGAAGGAGGGAGUCAUGGGAUUCUUGAGUAGGACAUGGCUUCUGCUUCUUCUUCUCCUGGGUGUAAAGAUAACUCUGGGCUUGGAGAGACAGACGUGUGAGGUACCGCCGGAACAGAAGUGUGACUUUGUCUGUGACUGCAGCGACUGUAGUGAUGAACUGGACUGUGGCUACAGUGGUCCAGAGUUUGUGUGUGAUUUUGAGCACCCAGAUGUUUGUGGCUGGACAGAAGGCUCCACUCAAGAGCUGCACAGGUGGGAGAGGAGGCAGAGAGGGACCACGCUCCCUGACAGUGGCCCCUCCUGCGACUACACCACUGGCACUGAUUCAGGCUGGUUUAUGGGCGUGACGUCUGUAAACAGUGACAGCAGUCACACUGCCCUGCUGAAGUCUCCCACGAUGCAGCAGUCUUCAGCCACGUGCCGUCUGCUCAUCCACUACUUCAUAUGGGACUCAGGCCACACAGACUUUGAGGGUUCCCCACUGUGGGCAUCUAUUUUGGGGACAGAUAGCCAGCAGGCCGUGGUGUGGAGGCCUGAGAGCACCAGCAUCCGUGGGUGGAGGGAGGCCACUGUGUUCCUGGGCCGCACACACACCCCCUUCCAGGUCCAGCUGCACUCCGCUCGGAGCCAGGGACUCCGUGGAGAUGUGGCCGUAGACCAGCUGGAGUUCUGGGACUGUGCUCUGCCGAGCGCAGGUGCAGGCGCAGGUGCAGGCUGUCUGCAGGGGUGGUUUGAGUGCGCGAGGGGUGGCUGUGUGGAGGGGCGGCAGAAGUGCGACGGAACAGAUGACUGUGGCGACGGGUCAGAUGAGGCGAAGUGCGACGGCUACUGGUUCUGCGACUUUGAGGCGGAUCUAUGUGGCUGGGACCUGAGAACCCCCUCGCCUCUCAAAUGGAAAGUUCUGGGUCAGGCAAACAUCUCCCUCUCGGAUCCUUUGAGGGGGCCAGGGCGAGAUCACUCCACCAACAAGGCCUCAGGUCAUUUCCUCUACCUGACAAAGCCUGAUGAUUGGACCACACUAAAAUCAGACUGGUCAUCGUUUCAAAGUCCUCUGCUUGAACCAACCAAUAGCACACACCCCUGCAAGAUGGUGAUGUACACACAUCAGUUUGGCCCGCGCUGUGGGGGUCUGUCGGUGCUCGUUGCAGGGGAGAAGAUCUACCCGGUAUGGGAGCGCGGGGGUUCGCUGGGAGACCUGUGGGUCCGUGCUGAAGUGGACUUAGUCAUCAACAGCACCUUUCAGAUCCUGUUUACAGGUGCCAUUCGAGACCGGGAAUAUGGGGGCAUCGCCAUAGACAACAUCAUGCUGUCGCCUGGCUGCCGCAGGUCAAAUGGUACAGCCCCUAUACCAUCCUGGCCGGAACCCCCACCACAUCCCUGCACAGAUAAACUUGAGCAGUUCUGUGACUUUCACCCAGACUGUCAAGGAAAGGAGGAUGAAGCACAGUGUGGGGACUUCUCCUAUGCCCAGGGCAGCUCUGGUUGGACAGACACCAGCAUCGGCAGUCAGGGCUGGAAGCUAGCCAAUGACACUGGAGAGAGGUACUUGUCAGUUGUAGAAGCCCCUGGUCAGCAGCUGAGUGAAGCCCAGACACGUACUCCUCUUCUGGGGCCCUCCGGCCCCUCCUGCUCCCUCUCCUUCUCCUACCGCCUCACAGGCAAAAACCCACACAUUGGUGAUCUCUUUCUGAGUGUAGUGGACAGUGUGCUGGGCCCCCAGCCCAGGUUGUGGGAGUUCAGUGGGAGCACUGAGGACUGGAGGAUCCAGGAAGUCUACAUCGGGGCUCGCAGUCAUCGCUUCCAGCUUGAGUUCUCAGCUCGUGCCAAACAGCUUAGCAACGACUCCCAUAUUGUAGUGAAAGAUGUCCGCUUUCUCAGCUGUCAUGCCGACAACAUCCCCUCCACUCCCUCGGGCCUGUGGUGUAACUUCGAGGUGGAUCUGUGUAGCUGGUACCAGGAUCAAACUGACAACUAUGACUGGAAACGUCUAACAGGGAUGGACCACACCAUUUCUGUUGGCUCUAGUAUGGUGGUGGAGAUGUGGACUCCAUCUCUUCGUGGACUGUCCGGCCGGCUGCUCUCAUUUUCUCAGCCUGCCACCACUAAAAGCUUCUGUCUGUCCUUCUUCUACAAGCUUUACGGCCCACACACAGGCGGUCUAAAUGUGAAGCUACUCCAUGCGGAUGGGGCAGAGGAGUUGCUCUGGGCUCGAUCCGGUGCCCAUGGCAACAGAUGGCAUGAGGGGUCGUGUACAGUAUAUUCUCCAUUCAAUUCCUACCAGCUGGUGUUUGAAGCACAGCGCUCUGCCUUUGAUGGCCUGGUUAGCAUAGAUGACAUCACGUUUGUGCCAGGCCUGUGCUCGCUGCCCAGCAUGUGCUCGUUUGAGGGGCAGGAGUGUGACUACAGCAGCAGUGGCACUGCCCUAUGGGUACGCCAGCGCGCCAGCUCGGCAAACGGCCCCAAAACAGACCACACCCUGGAGACCGAUAAUGGUUUCUACAUGGUGGCCAACACUGGAGCAGACGUUCUUCCUCAAGGGAGUGUAAGCACCCUCACCUCAUCGGUCCGCCCAGCCACCUCACACACAGAGUGUGUGCACUUCUGGUACCACACGGGAGGGGAAAACUCUGGUUCUCUGAGUGUGUAUGUGAAGCCCGAGGCUGGGAACAGGGUGAAGGUCUUCACCAAUAGCAUUAGCCAGGGAGACGUGUGGCGCCAUGGCAACGCCAACAUCAGCAGCUCUCAGAACUUUCAGGUGGAGUUCGAGGUGAAGGGGGCAGGGGGACAGGGGUCCUACAUCGCCGUUGACGAUGUGAUCUUCUCAGUACACAGCUGUCAUGCUAAGGGUGCAGUUUGUGAUCUGGAGCGAGGGCUGUGUGGCUGGUCUAACACCCAGAGUGCAUCUCGGGAUGAGCUAGACUGGGAUGUGACCAGUGCCUCUGAAGAAUUUCGCCUGCCCACUCCACAAGAAGAUCAUACACUGAAGACUGAGAAAGGUCAUUUCCUGUUCCUGCCCAGUACUGCUCGGACUCCCGCCUCCUCAAAGGCCUGGCUGCUGAGCCCCCACAUGCUCCCUACCGACAUGUCCUGUCUGCGCUUCUGGCUUCAUAGGCAUGGCAGCUUUGGCAAACUACGGGUGCUGCGUCUAGCGCAGGGGCUGGAACAUGAGCUGUUCGUUGUGGGGGAGGGUGACAGCUCUAACUGGAUAAGACAUGACCUCAAUGUAACCUCUGCUGAGGAGUUCCAGAUUGUAUUCGAGGGCACCACUGGAACUGAGGGUGUGACAGCCCUGGAUGAUAUUGAGUUCAGGGAGGGUGUAUCCUGUUCUGAGAUCAUCAUGCCACUCCCCACCCCCCGUCCCCCAAGUAAUGCGGGAGGCAUCGCUGCGUCCAUCAUCGUGGUGCUGAUGCUGCUGGCGUCAACGGCGGUCAUCUUGUAUUUCUACCUGCGGGUGCGGGAGAAGGUCGCGGCCAGCACUCAGGGCCCAUCUGAGAUUAGUACCGGAUUCAGUAAUCAACUUUAUGAUACAGGUUCAACGCAGGCCCGCGGAUCUGCCUCUUCCAGCCAACCACGUGUGGAUGUGAUCGGUUUCGGUAAUGAGGUCCGAGGAGACACCAUAGAGAAACCUUGAGUGGGUGGUAUAAAUGUGGUUUUACCGCCACCUACUGGUGACCUGUGUGCCUGUGUCAUGAUUUUACCACCAACGGUCUCUCUGGGACAGUCGGACUCAGAGGAUGAGAUCUGAUGCCUUGUUACAUUCUAACACAGACACACACAGUGGGCUGGUGCUGUAGAUAAGUACAGAUAAAUGUAGAUAGUCUUUAAUGAAGAAUGAAGCAAUCCAGUAGUUACUCAGUUACUCGGACUCCAAACUGCAGUUCUAUUUUUCAAUGUUGUUUUUAGUCUUACCUAUACUUACACAUUGAGUUGAAGGUAAAUACAUCAUGUGAUUAUAUUUUCUGAUGUACUAUGUGAUGCAUGUAGCACAAUAACACUUUAUUAGGGAUGCUAUUAUUCUUGUCUAGACAGUCCUAACUCUGAUCAUUGUGACUGCAUCAGUGACUCUCUCAUCUGUAAAGGACACAGAGGUCUUUAACUGAGAUGACUCCAAGGAGGAUCAGACAUAUGCAGUGCAGGUUUCAAAACGCUGAACAGGGGUUUUGAUAAAAAGAUAAGAACAGUGUGAGGAUGGAGGGAUAGUCUGCUGAGACUGUGUCACAGCGGGAUUGCAAGAAGUGGACAUGUGUGAGCUUCUUAAAUUGACAUGUCUGCAAUUCGAUUUUGGUUGAAUCAUACAAUAAAUAAUCAAUUCUGAACCCA